AUGCUUGCAUUGACCGAUUUUCUGGUGGGAAUUCUCGCUCAGCCCCUCUUCGUUGCGGGUCUGAUAGCUAUCUUGCAAAUGGAUUUAAGCAAUGGCCGGUCGUGUUUUACCGAAGUUUUUCUUUUUGCUAUCGCAAACUGCUUGUUAUCUAGCUCGUUUUUGCACUUGUUGUUAGCAAGCGGAAAACGCUACGUCGCCAUAAAACACCCCUUCGAUUACAUAACAAUCGUCACAGAAUCUCGUUUACUGAUUGCAUCGCUACUGGCUUGGGUUCUUUCUGUGAUUGUGCAAAUUCCACUUGCCGUUGAUGAGACUGUGUUUUAUAUCCUGCACAGUGCAGUUAUUGGUCUUUCUGUUGUUGUAAUUGUUUUCAGCCAUUUUUCAGUGUUCCUAGAAACUCGCCGGCACGAAAACCAAGUUGCAGCCCAGCAAGUUACACAGGAAGCCAGGAAACAAUUUGAAAAAGAUAAAAAAGCCUUCAAACUAACAGCUAUUUUAGUUGGUGUUCUUUUACUGUGUUGUACACCGUUCAUGUUUAUUAGAAUUGUGUUUUAUAUUCUGGAGUACGAAAUCCACUUUGAAGCGUUUCAUGUAAUUGUUUUCUUCUCCACCACUGUAGUGUUUCUGAACUCGUUGCUAAAUCCUAUGAUUUACUGUAUCAGAAUUAGGCAAUUUCGUGUCGCGUUUAUUGAGUUAACAUUUAGAAAUGCUAGCUUACCGAGGGCUGAAGAAAUUGAGAUGCAAUGGUUUGGAGCGCCAGACGGUGCGAAUAGACGUGAAACUGGGCAACAUGAACGAGGGCAGGAUCAACAAAACAUCGAGUGA
Messenger RNA from Porites evermanni, 825 nucleotides. Lineage: Eukaryota; Metazoa; Cnidaria; Anthozoa; Scleractinia; Poritidae. The record is from the annotation of a GenBank genome assembly.